AUGAAAGGCCAGAGGGCAGAAGUGGUUCCACAGUGGAGCGUCCAUACAGACAAAUCUUCAAAUAAGCAAGCAAGAGGGGCUGGUGUAGUACUCCACACCCCGGAAGGAGAUAAGAUUAAGUGCAUGAUCCGCCUGGACUUUCCUACGACCAAUAAUGAAGCAGAAUUCGAGGCUUUAGUGGCAAGAUUGGACCUCGCAAAAGCAGCAGGAGCUGAAAACAUGGUUGCAUACAGCGACUCCCAAGUCGUAACCAGUCAGAUUAAUGGCAACUACGAAUGCAAGAACGAAAGGAUGAAGAAGUACCUUAAGGAGAUCAUCAAGACUCGGCUUGAAGGGGCAAAGGGCAUAUGGCCAGACGAACUACCAAGUGUUUUAUGGGCAUACCGAACAACAGCAAGGACACUUACGGGGGAGACACCAUUUCGACUAGCAUACGGAAGCGAGAUAGUCAUCCCAGCAGAAGUAGGGCUCACUAGCUACCAAGUGGAGAACUAUGAUGAGAACAAGAAUGAUGAAGCUAUACGCCUACAGCUUGACCUGGUAGACGAGGUCUGGGCAACAGCUGAGCAAAGGUUGACACGAUACCAGAACCUCAUGGUGAGACACUACAACUCCAAAGUCAGACACAGAGACUUCCAGGUCAGAGACCUUGUUUUGAGGAAGGUAAUGGGUGCCGCAAAAAAUCCUACCCAAGGAAAGCUUAGCCCCAAUUGGGAUGGACCUUACAGAGUUACAUCAUGGCAAAAGAAAGGCACCUAUCACCUUGAGACGCUAGAUGGGCGGGAAUUGCAACAUCCAUGGAACGCUAAGCACCUACGGAAGUACUAUCAGUAA
Quercus lobata is the source of this 834-nucleotide messenger RNA. RefSeq lists its product as uncharacterized. The record is from RefSeq and is a predicted model, not a curated record. Lineage: Eukaryota; Viridiplantae; Streptophyta; Magnoliopsida; Fagales; Fagaceae. Gene Ontology annotation, molecular function: RNA-DNA hybrid ribonuclease activity; nucleic acid binding. The coding region runs from base 1 to 834 and encodes 277 amino acids. The transcript is spliced from 2 exons.